Molecule: messenger RNA, 2124 nt
Organism: Balearica regulorum gibbericeps (East African grey crowned-crane)
Lineage: Eukaryota; Metazoa; Chordata; Aves; Gruiformes; Gruidae
Source: RefSeq, a predicted model, not a curated record
AGUAUUUGGUGCUGCUAUCCUGCUGACAUCCUCCCUCAACAUGUUAAUACCGUCUGCAGCCAGGGUGCACUAUGGGUGUGUCAUCUUUGUUAGGAUCUUGCAGGGCCUUGUAGAGGGGGUCACCUACCCUGCCUGCCACGGUAUUUGGAGCAAGUGGGCCCCCCCAUUAGAAAGAAGUAGGUUAGCAACCACUUCCUUUUGUGGUUCCUAUGCAGGAGCUGUUAUUGCAAUGCCUUUAGCUGGAAUUCUAGUGCAAUAUACUGGGUGGUCUUCUGUGUUCUAUGUGUAUGGGAGCUUUGGUAUAGUCUGGUAUAUGUUUUGGCUUUUGGUUUCAUAUGAGAGCCCUGCAAAGCAUCCUACAAUCACAGAUGAAGAAAGGAGAUACAUAGAAGAAAGCAUUGGAGAGAGUGCCAACCUCCUAGGUGCAAUGGAAAAAUAUAAAACUCCAUGGAGAAAAUUUUUUACAUCUAUGCCAGUCUAUGCAAUAAUUGUUGCAAACUUCUGUAGAAGCUGGACUUUUUACUUGCUGCUUAUUAGUCAGCCUGCUUACUUUGAGGAAGUCUUUGGAUUUGAAAUAAGCAAGGUGGGUAUCUUAUCUGCUGUGCCGCAUUUAGUGAUGACAAUUAUUGUUCCUAUUGGGGGACAAAUUGCUGACUUUUUAAGAAGCAGGCAGAUUCUUUCAACCACUACUGUGAGAAAGAUAAUGAACUGUGGCGGUUUUGGUAUGGAAGCGACUCUUCUUCUCGUGGUGGGAUAUUCUCACAGUAAAGGAGUGGCUAUUUCAUUCUUAGUGCUUGCAGUAGGCUUUAGUGGAUUCGCCAUAUCUGGAUUCAAUGUCAACCACUUAGACAUUGCCCCGAGGUAUGCCAGCAUCUUAAUGGGGAUUUCUAAUGGAGUCGGGACCUUGUCUGGAAUGGUUUGCCCUAUAAUUGUUGGAGCAAUGACAAAGAACAAGACACGUGAAGAGUGGCAGUAUGUCUUCCUCAUUGCUGCUUUAGUUCAUUACGGAGGUGUUAUCUUCUAUGGCAUAUUUGCUUCAGGAGAGAAACAACCUUGGGCAGACCCUGAACAGACAAGUGAAGAGAAGUGUGGCUUUAUUCACGAAGAUGAACUUGCUGAAGAGACAGGGGACAUUACUCAGAAUUAUGUAAAUUAUGGUACCACCAAGUCUUAUGGUGCUACAACCCAGGUCAACGGUGGCUGGCCUAAUGGUUGGGAGAAAAAAGAGGAAUUUGUACAAGAGGAAGUACAAGACUCAUACAACUACAAGGAAGGAGAUUAUUCAUAACAAACCUAAAUAUUGGGUAUAUUUUGUAGUGUUUGUGAUUAAAUUCAUUGUGAUUGUUUGCACACAGGAAUAAAAUGUGGUAUAAACAUGUAAACACAUAUCAAACAGGAAGGUCUUACUGUAAAAAAAAUUCAUUAAAGUGCAAUCUGUAUGAGUUGUGACAUUUCAUCACUUUCAUUAGGUUAUAUUUGUUCUAUUAACAUUAGAGUUUUAAGGGUUUACUGGUCAAAACUAUAGAGGCAAUUAGAUACUUACAGUAUACAAGAGCUAAAACUCAUAACUAAGGAUUAAAGCACAACUAAGCAACCAAGUUGGCACAUCUACUGCUCUUUUUAGAAAGCCAAAAUUACUUGAUAAUUAAAAUGCACUUAUAUAUUUGUUACACUGUAUUGAAAGAGAUUGUGUUAAAUACACACGUUUACUCAGUGCAAUGUAGGAAUUGUGUGUUUAGUCUAAGACAAGAGCUUUCUUAAACAAGAAAGGUUGCGUCCUAGGCAUUUACAGAGGAUUGAUCCAGUUCCCUUAAUGGUAAUUGUAUCAAGCCUAAAGAACAAAUAGGGCAUAUUGUAUGUUUAUCGUGAUUACAUGCUGCAGGCUACUCUGUGAUGAAUAAAAGAAUUAUUUAGGAGUUUUAUACUGAAUGUUUGGGCACAAAUUCUUAUUUCUAUUCUUUACAGAACCUUAUGAAAUUAUAGGCAUUGUCUUGUUCUUCCCUGCAUUUAUCAACUAAUAUAAAAAUAAUAUAAAAUGUUAAGUCUGACUUUUCAUGCAGACUGUCAAAUCCCUUUAUCAAAAAACAAGCUUUAUUAUUCUUUUCUUUGCAGUAUAUUCCAACU